ACUUUUACUUACUUUCAAAAAACCAGUUUGACUUGUAGUAACUUAUUUUACUUGAAUACAGUGAUUUUGUAAGCUAAAACAGCUAACCAUAUUAAAGAGGUGAAAGUUAGGACUUUGUAGUGGAUAAGGGAUGCAAUGCCCCAUUAAAGCAUCCCACCACCACUAAUCUUAAUGUCUGCUUGGGUACUUAAUGCUGCUUGCUGUGUAAUGCUGGUUCUUGCCUAGUGGGACACAUUUGCUGAUGAGCAACUACUGAACCAAGUAAAUUAAUCAUCACUGUGAAGGUCUUACCUGACACUGUGACCAGUCUAAAAGUGGGAUCAUCAUAAGAUGCAUGGCCUGAAGUGCUGCAGAGUGUCAGAGAAAGGGUAAAAUGAUCAGAACCUGAAUACACAUCUGCCUAGUAUCGUGUAGUAUGAUUUUUGUAUCAGUGGUAAGAAACAGAGUGAAGUAGAACCACCUCUGGGGUCUAGGAAGAGCAAAGAGUGUGUAGUUGUUGGGAUUUCUUUUUCAGAAAAUUCAGCAGAAGAAAGAUGAAACAAGUUCACCUAGAGGCAGCAGCUGUUAGCUAGUAAAACUUUCAGGCCUAGAGCUGGGUGGCAGGGUUUGACAGCAAACUUUUCCCAUUCAAGAUGUCCAGGGUGUUGGCAGAGCUGUCAGUGCACCCUAAAGCUCCAAAACAAACUGCCUUUUCUUUUAGAAAGAACAUACUGGCCGCCUUGUUAUCGGAGACCACAGAUCAACCUCUCACUUCAGGACAGGGGAAGAAGACAAGAAAAUGAAUGAGGAGUUGGAGUCUCAGUACCAGCAGAGCAUGGACAGCACCAUGUCGGGGCGGAAUCGGCGCCACUGCGGGCUUGGGUUCAGUGAGUUUCAGGAAGAUGAACAAGAAGAGGAGGCAGCUGGACACUCCUCUGAUGAGAGUUCAGAGGAUUCUGAAAGUGGCUCUGAUUCAGAGCAAGAGGAGUCUGCAGAGGAGCUGCAAGCUACUGAAAAACAUGAUGAAGCUGAGGUUCCAGAAAACAAAAAAGAAGCAAAAAGCAACUAUAAAAUGAUGUUUGUGAAAGCCAGUGGUUCAUAACUGCAGAUGUAACAGCUUUGUAUUUAAAGUACAGUAAGCCUUAUUGUUACAGUGCAAAGUGGAGGACUGCUACAGCACAAAUCUUUGUAUUUUGAUUUUAAAAAGACCCUGUUAGAUGACAAAAAGUAGUGUUUGCUUUCUGUUGCCAUGGAUAACAUUUUUAUGGGCGCAGUGAUAUUACUGGUUUUUGUAAAGUGUAUAAAAUCCUGGAUGGAGAAAUAAAUUUGUUUUGUUCCUGCCCAA
This is a messenger RNA of Cyanistes caeruleus (blue tit), 1324 nucleotides long. NCBI's taxonomy places the organism in Eukaryota, Metazoa, Chordata, Aves, Passeriformes, Paridae. The record is from RefSeq and is a predicted model, not a curated record.